AUGAUGGGCGAACGACGAAUUGAAAGCUUUGAGCACAUCGCCCAAUUCGAGAAGAGACAUGCCCCCAUUGUCACCAUGUUCAGCGGCGGUCUAGACAGCACAUAUCUGCUCUUGAGACUCCAACAGCUYGGCUUCACAAAUAUCCACGCAGUCGCAGUCGACGUUGGGGCUCCCAUAGACAAAGCCGAGCUUACAAAAUAUGCCGCCCAUUUCGGUGCGCAAUUCAAGUGUCUCGACGGCCGCGAGUUAUUCGUCAAGCAAGGCGUUACUUCUGCUAUUCGUGCCCACGCCACGUACAUGGGAAUGUACCCCAUCAGCAGCUCGCUGUCCCGUCCGGUCAUCGCUCGUCUAGUUGUCGACUACGCCAACCUUUUGAAUGCGAGUUUACUGCUACAUACUGCAAAUCUGUCGCAGAACAGUCUUCCUCGCCUGAACAAUAGCAUUCGACGCUGCGAGUUCUCUGGGCAGUUCGGCAGCCCAUAUGUUCUCUCGGCCGUCUCGCGCGAGAGGAAAGCGGAGGAAUUGGCUGCUGUCGGACUUACCAUCAUGUCGGAACGUAAACUGAGUGGUGAUGAGAAUUUGUGGUGUCGGGAGUUUGAAGAUGGUCCAGUGGAUGAUCCAGAAGAUUUCUGCAUCCCAGAAAAGGCUUUCGAAUGGACGCGAUGCUGCAAUAACGCGAAGGUCCAAAAGCUCACACUCGACUUUGAAAAUGGCAGCCUGGUCUCCAUCGACGGAAAAAAGCUCCCCCUCAUCGAUGCCAUCGCACUACUGAACAAGGAGGUGGGAAAAUUUGGUCACGGUCGAUUUGUCGGACUCGAACCCCUGAGCACCGACGAUAAAGUUUUGGAGGUUCGCGAAGCGCCAGCCGCAGCCAUCAUCAUGGACGCACUUCGUCAUCUUGAGAUCGCCACACUGGAUUCGGACACGCUGGAAUUAAAGCAAACCCUAGAACAACGAUGGGUCCGGGAAGCGGUGUCUGGACACUGGGGAAGCAAGUCACAUACCAUGUGCGACACCGCCAUCGCUUCGGCCUUGCUUGGAGUGGGUGGGAGUGUGACUUAUAAUAUUGAUCACAUGCGUUUCUUGCCUUGCUCUAUUGUCGCGCAGAAUCCUCGCUAUGUUAGGAACCGGGAUGAGUGGGAACACAAACGGUCAUUGCUACUGUACGGCAAGCCUUACAACCAAAAGAUCCAGGGAAGCAAGCCGAAAUCCUUCGACCAACUGGCACAGAGAAAAAGUCUCGGAUUGGUGGUAUCAUCAGCAGUCCAAGGCUUCAACCAAAAGCUUCCUAUCAACAUCCUGGUGUAA
Messenger RNA from Ramularia collo-cygni, 1308 nucleotides. RefSeq names its product probable arginosuccinate synthetase. The record is from RefSeq and is a predicted model, not a curated record. Lineage: Eukaryota; Fungi; Ascomycota; Dothideomycetes; Mycosphaerellales; Mycosphaerellaceae. The coding region runs from base 1 to 1308 and encodes 435 amino acids. Gene Ontology annotation, biological process: urea cycle; L-arginine biosynthetic process. The transcript is spliced from 3 exons. Gene Ontology annotation, molecular function: argininosuccinate synthase activity; ATP binding. Gene Ontology annotation, cellular component: cytoplasm.